Clunio marinus is the source of this 228-nucleotide messenger RNA. Lineage: Eukaryota; Metazoa; Arthropoda; Insecta; Diptera; Chironomidae. The record is from the annotation of a GenBank genome assembly.
AUGGGCUUUGAACGCAAGCAUAUCAGUUCUUGGAAGCACAGGUUGAAGCAGUUUAUAAAAAAAAGCGAAGAAGAUUCUGCAAUGAGAAGGAAGAAAAAAAGAGAAUUUAAAAUGCAAUCUGCUGUACAUGUAAGCAUUUGGCGAAACAUAACGGUCGAUGCUGGGGCAUUUUGUCUUCUUCAGCACAAUAUGAAGAUUAAAGCUGAAAACAGGAAAAAAAAUGCUUAA